Notolabrus celidotus (New Zealand spotty) is the source of this 1098-nucleotide messenger RNA. Its product is annotated as protocadherin gamma-A7-like. Gene Ontology annotation, molecular function: calcium ion binding. Gene Ontology annotation, biological process: homophilic cell-cell adhesion. Lineage: Eukaryota; Metazoa; Chordata; Actinopteri; Labriformes; Labridae. The coding region runs from base 1 to 1098 and encodes 365 amino acids. Gene Ontology annotation, cellular component: plasma membrane. The record is from RefSeq and is a predicted model, not a curated record. The transcript is spliced from 2 exons.
AUGUUUCUGAUUUUGCUUGUCUCCUUUAACAUCGCUGCUGGUCAGAUCCGGUACUCUAUACCAGAGGAGAUGAAGAAGAGCUCUGUUAUUGGUAAUGUGGCGCAGGAUCUUGGUUUGGAUAUGAAAAGGCUACGUUCAGGCCGUGCCCGUAUCGUUACAGGAGAAAACAACCAGUACACCGAGCUGAAGACAGACAAAGGGACUCUGGUCGUGAAUGAGAGAAUAGAUCGAGAGCAGCUCUGUGGAGACACGACGCCGUGCAGCUUCAGCUUCGAAAUUAUUCUGGAAAAUCCUAUGGAGUUGCAUCACAUAACGAUUGAACUCAUAAUCCAGGACCAGAACGACAACCCCCCUCAGGUCCUGUACCCGGUCCAGACUGGAGGCUCAGUGGUGGCUGAGAUGGUUCCUCGUGCAGCAGAUGUGGGCUAUCUGGUGACUAAAGUGGUGGCUGUUGAUGUGGACUCUGGACAGAAUGCCUGGCUGUCGUAUAAACUGCAGAAAGCCACAGACAGGGCGCUGUUUGAAGUGGGCUUACAGAAUGGAGAAAUCAGAACUAUCCGCCAAGUGAGUGAUAAAGAUGCUGUGAAACAAAGACUGACUGUUAUAGUGGAGGACAACGGGCAGCCGUCUCGUUCAGCUACAGUCAUUGUGAACGUGGCGGUGGCGGACAGCUUCCCUGAAGUGCUGUCAGAGUUCACUGAUUUUAACAACGACAAGGAGUACAAUGAUAACCUGACUUUUUACUUAGUGCUGGCUUUGGCCGUGGUGUCCUUCCUCUUCAUCACGUGUGUGGUGGUUAUUAUAUCAGUGAAAAUCUACAGAUGGAGACAGUCUCGCGUCAUGUAUCACUCCAAUCUCCCUGUGAUUCCAUAUUAUCCACCACGUUACUCAGACACUAUGGCCACAGGGACUCUGCCGCACGUGUACAAUUACGAGGUGUGCAGGACGACUGACUCCAGAAGGAGUGACUGUAAGUUCGGCAUAGCUGGUAGUCAGAACGUGCUGAUCAUGGACCCCAGCUCUACAGGGACCAUGCAGCGGAUACAGAGUGAGAAGAGCAUCCUGGAUGAACCAGACUCUCCUCUUGAGGUGAGGUGA